AUGCUCUAUUAUACUUCCUUGCCUCCCUAUCCAGCUCCGACGACAAUUUUCCAAACCAUGACAAUCGAGCCAAAUGACGAUUCUGAAAACAUCUUAGGAUGGAUAGAUGGAUCUUCGAACUUAUCUACGUUUUCUGAUGAUCCAUUUGAAGCCGGGGAUUUUUGUGGCGAUUCGUGGUGGCUGCACUGUCCAAGUCUACAACACGAAUCCAUUGACAGCACCAUUCCUGCUACCACAACCCCUGCCGACUUACUAAUUUCUGAUCAACAACUAUCUUCUGACUUACCAAAGAAACGUAAAGUACCAGAUAAUUCGAGUCCUAUAUCAUCACAAAGCUCCCGGAAGAACCACAACCGGCAGAUCAAUAACGCUGAUGAUGGGUUUGCAAUUGCCGAACAUGGGGAGGUAUCCAGAAAAUCAACUGGGAGCAAAAAGGCAACCAAGAAAGCAGGUGGAAAUAACUGUAACAAUGGUGACAAAGAUUGCAGGUGGGCAGAACAUCUGCUCAAUCCCUGUGCUGCUGCCAUCACCGCUCGAAAUCCAUCCCGCGUUGAGCACUUCUUGCACGUGCUGCGUGACCUGUCAUCCCUUGAAGGUGAUGCUAACCAACGGCUAGCUGCUCAUGGCCUCCACGCCUUGAUACACUACCUCUCUUCCCCUGGCAUCUCCUCUGCUUCAGCAGGUGGUAGUACUUUUUCUUCUAGCAACUCGAAAUUCUUCAAGGAUUCGUUGAUCAAAUUCAAUGACAUAAGUCCCUGGUUCCGGAUCCCAAACAACGUUGCCAAUACUUCAAUACUCCAAAUCCUCACAGGACAGGUUCGACCAAGUAAUCUUCAUAUCCUUGAUAUAGGAGUAUCUCAUGGCGUUCAAUGGCCAACGCUCCUUGUAGAUUUAUCUCGUCGAUCAGGUGGUCCGCCUCCCUUGGUCCGGCUGACCGUUGUUACCCCUAGCAUUGACAGUGAUCAGUUGAGAAGCACUCCAUUUGCAAAUGGCCCGCCAAAUUACGACUUCUCCUCCCAUCUCCUUGCUUUUGCUAAGUCCAACUACAUCAAUUUACAGAUCAACAAAUUGGAGAAUAUCCCAUUGCAGAAUCUGAAUUCCCAGUUGAUUAACUCCUCAGAAGAAACCUUGAUAAUCUGUGCACAAUUUAGCCUGCACAACCUAAACCAUAGUACUCCUGAUGAAAGAACAGCAUUUCUAAAAAUACUGAAGAGUUUGGAUCCCAAAGGCGUGAUUGUAAGUGAAAAUAACAUAGAUUGUAGCUGCAAAAACUGUGGGGAUUUUGCAACUGGAUUAUCGAGGCGAGUGGAAUACUUGUGGAGGUUCUUGGACUCAACGAGUGUUGCAUACAAAGGACGAGAAAGCGAGGAAAGAAGGAUGAUGGAAGCAGAGGCAGCAAAGGCACUGAUAAACACAGGUGAAAUGAAUGAAAGAAAAGAGAAAUGGUGCGAGCGAAUGAGAAGUGCUGGAUUCAUUGGGGAAGUGUUCGGACAGGAGACUAUUGAUGGAGCUAAGUCAUUGCUGAGGAAGUACGACAACAAUUGGGAGAUUAGAGUAGAAGAGAAAGAUGUGUGUAUGAACCUGUAUUGGAAAGGACAGCCGGUUUCGUUUUGCUCAUUGUGGAAGAUAGAUGUGCAAGUGAAUGAUGACUAA
Messenger RNA from Fraxinus pennsylvanica, 1653 nucleotides. The record is from the annotation of a GenBank genome assembly. NCBI's taxonomy places the organism in Eukaryota, Viridiplantae, Streptophyta, Magnoliopsida, Lamiales, Oleaceae.